Molecule: messenger RNA, 2700 nt
Organism: Closterium sp. NIES-65
Lineage: Eukaryota; Viridiplantae; Streptophyta; Zygnematophyceae; Desmidiales; Closteriaceae
Source: the annotation of a GenBank genome assembly
AUGACUCCCAUCGCUUCCCCCGCCGCGCCCCAUCUUCCCGCCUCUCACUCCGCCAGCCCCCUUGCGCCCCCGCCCCCUCCCGCGCCGUCCGCGGGCUUUGCGCCGCCGCGCAGCUCCCCCGCGCCGACCGCGCGGCUGUCGUUCGGCUCCGUGUGGCCCAAGGCGCGCGACGAGGCGAUCGAGGUGGCAAAAGAAUUCCCCAACGGCGACACAUACUACGGCGGAUGGUUACUCGUCGGAGGCGGGUUACCACACGGCCUCGGGUGUUACACCUGGGGCGACGGGAGCGUGUACGAGGGGGAGUGGGUGAAGGGGCAGAAAAACGGGCAGGGGAUGUUUUUAUGGCCGUCCGGGGCGAGGUAUCAGGGGGAAUGGAAAAAAGGGCAGAUGCAGGGAGUGGGGACGUAUUGGGGCGCGGACGGGUCUUUUUACACGGGCAACUGGGCAGCCGGAAUAAAGCACGGGCUGGGCAGGAAAAUUUACCCUAACGGGGAUUCGUACGAGGGGUUCUGGAGCUGGGGCGCGGCGGAAGGUCCGGGGCGGUACAAGUGGCGCAACGGGAACGAGUACUUCGGGGAGUGGAAGGCCGGGACCAUGAGCGGAUUUGGCGCGUUUGCUUGGGCGAGUGGGGAUAGGUUCGAAGGGGAGUGGGAGGGCGGGUAUGAGCAUGGGCCGGGGUCGUUUGUAUGGGCGGAUGGGAGUCGGUAUGAGGGGACUUGGAGUCAUGGGUUGAAGGAUGGGAAAGGGGUGUUUUACCCUGCGGGGUAUAGGUCCGAGGAUGGAGUGCUUGGAGGGGGUAGAUCGGGGGAAGAGGGGGCGGAAGGGGAGGCGGAGGUGGGGAGGUGGUCGAGUGGUGGGGAGAGGGAGUGUGCGCCGUGGGAUGGUGAGGGGAGUGGGGAUGAGGGGCAGAGGAGGGACGAGGAGGGAAGAGGAGGGGGAGAGAGAGGAGAUGGAGGGAGAGAGGAGGAGGAAAGGAGGGGAAGGCAAAGCGAGGGCGGUGCAGGGGAGGGUUGGGAGCAAGAGAAGGUUCCUAGAGCUGUAUCCCAUGAUAGCUAUGUUAGCAGCAGCAAGAACCGAACCUCCAAGACAGGUUCGGCAUUGGUCGGUGCCGCAGGCUUGGUGGAAGCCAGAGGCACGGCGGCUGCCCCGGCCGAAGCCGUGGCCCGUGGUUUGGCGGAGCAGGGGAUAGGGCAUGGCAGUGGUGGGAGUGGGAACGUUGAGGCGGGGAGUGGGAGGGUGGGGAGUGGGUGUGAAGCGGAGAUGGGGUGGAAAGGGGGACAGCAGCAGGGGGAGCAGCAGCAGGGGGCUCAAGAGGAGCAGCAGGAGCAAGAGAGCCACCGCUCCCCCUGUGCUCUGCCCGUCAGUGUCUCAAGUCUCGCAGCCUCUGAUACCACUCUCGCCACAACACAGGCACCGCGGCUCAUCUCCUCGCCCCUCACUGCCCCUUUCCCUCCCGAUGCUUCUGCUGCUGCUGGCAUUACCGCCCUCCACAGCCCGAAUACUGCUGCUGCUGCUGCUGCUGCUGCUGCCCCGGUUGCUGCGACUGCUGGCAAUACCGCUCUUCUCACCGCGCGGAUAGCGGAGUGGGCGCGGCGAGUGAGCAUAGAGAGGCAGCUUGUAGAGGGGACAAGGGCGCUAGACCAGGAGCUGGGGCAGCAGGCGGCACAGCAGGAGCAGCUUUGGAGCGGGCCGCUGCGAGCCCUGAGAAUGCUACGCACUGGGAGCUACGGCCAGAGCCCCAGUGAUGGUGGUAACGGUGUUGUUGUUAAUGGUGGUGGUGGUGGUGAGGGUGAUAAUAACGAGGGCAACGGUGAGGGUGGUUGGGGUAGUGGCAGUGGUAUCAGGAGGAGUGGGACGGACGGUGGUGCCAUAGCUGGUGUUUUGGAGCCGGAGGGGUUGGCAGAAAGGAAAAGCACACCAGAUGUGGGAGUGGGGAGAGUAAGGGGAGUAAGGGGAGUGAGGGGAGUGAGGGGAGUGGAGGGAGGGAGAGGGAUUGCAGAGGAGAGGGGAUUAAGCAGAGGUGGGUUGCCUUUGGCGGGUAAGAGUCUUAGCUUGAGGGAUGACCGGCUGUUGAAACUCGAACCUGUUGACGCGAGGAAGGUUUGGGGGAGCUUCCGGACCGGGCGGGAGGCUCGGUCGGAGGCUCGGGUGGAGGGUCGGGCGGAGGCUCGGUCGGAGGUUCGGGUGGCGAGCGAGUGGGUGGAGAGUGUGUUGGGAGGGGAGGAGGAUGGGGGGGAAGGGGGGUUAGGAACAGGGGGAAUGAUAAAAACAGAGGAGGGAGGGAUGCAAUCAGCAGAGGGGGUGAGUAAAGCAGGAGAGAGAGGGAGCACAGCAGCAGGCGCGGGGGUGACUGCAGCAGCUGGCUUGGGAGGGACCACGUCGAAGCAGCAGCACAAGAUGGCGAGGUUGGUGACCAUGGGCCCUGUGCCGGGGCGCAGUGUGGCUUACCAUGAGCCGGGGCGGGGAGGGUCGGCAUCUUCUGAGCCGGGGCGGGGAGGGUCGGCAUCUUCUGAGCCGGGGCGGGGAGUGGUAGGGUGUCUUGAGCCAGGGAAAGGGGCAGCGAGUGAAGAGACGUCUCGAUCGGGGCCGCUGGGCAUCCGAAUGGCUUCUGACACGGCUGGCGUGCGAGGUGAGCGGUGGUGUGCGGUGGGGCUGGGUGGGUGGGUGUGUUGUGGGGAGACACGGGGUACCAAGAGGUAG